AUGUAAAUUACAGAUGGACAAAAGAAAAUAAUGGCUAUAACCGGAGUUGUUAUAUUAAUAUUUGGAAUCUUAUAUCUCAUAGAUUGGUUGAUUGUAUUGCAUUUUGGGUAUCUAGGCCAUUUUGUAAUUCAAAAUUCAUUAACUUAAUUUUAGAUUUUUUUUGUUGGAUUUUAUGUUUUCAUAAAAAAUACAAUAAGAUUAUUUGUAUUUCCAGGUUCUUAUUGGCUAUGGAGAAGGAAUGUAGAAAAUAGAUAUGCAAAAGCCUUAGCUAGAAGAGCAAAUAAAAGAAUGGAAGAUUUAUAAAAUUUGAUAAGAAAAUUAUUGUAAUUACCUGAGUAAUUUUAAUAAUGUAAAUUAGUAUCAAAGAAGUAAAUGUUGAAGAUUUGGUACCAAUUAAAAAAACAUUGUAAUCAUUUUUAAAUACUUUUUCUUCAUUAAAUUAUAGAAAAGAAUUAAACGAGCAAUAAAAACAUCUAUUUGGUUUAUGUUAAUAAUUAGAAUAGAAUCUAAAGGAUAUUUUAAUUGAAUCUAAACCUUUGUAUGAUCUUUUAGAUAAUCCUUUAGAAGUUAUCAAUUAUUGUAAACAAAAUUUUAAUGUUGAUUCUGAACAAUGUUCAAAUUUACUAAUAAUUUUGGAAAACUUAAUAGAUUAAUUAUAAGGAAUAUAUGAGACUAAGAAUAUUAUUUAAAAUAUUGAGAGAUGGAUCUUUAAUAAAACUCUUGGGACAGUUGAUUAAAUGAGAGUUGAACUAGAAAAUACUUUUAAAACUAAAAGAUUUAAAGUUUAAGGAUACGAUGGAAAAUUAAUUGAUUGGUAAAUAAAAAAAUAUAUAUUAUUAAAGUUUUUAUAUAUACGCAAAUGAAGAUGAUACUGAAAAUAAUGAUCGUACAGUUAUAUUUUGCUAACCAAAUGCAGGAUACUAUGAAUAUAUGUAUUAUGAAUCAGAAUGGAUUGAUUAUUAUUUAAAACGUGGAAUAAAUAUGUUUUUAUGGAAUUAUAGAGGUUAUUGUGAAAGUUAAGGAUUACCAAAUACAAAAGACAUAAUGAAAGAUGCAGAAUCAAUAUGUGAUUAUGUUACAUCACAUUUAAAAGUAAAUUAAUUGAUAUUUCAUGGGGAAUCUUUAGGAGGAAUGGUAGCAUGCCAUUUAGGUAGAGUUAGAUAAUGCAAUUUAUUAUUUGCAGAUAGAACUUUUUCAAGUAUCAGUAGGAUUGCUUAAGUGGGAUUUUCUAAAUAUGCUAGUUUUUUGUUUAAAUUAUUAACUUCAUGGGAUUAUAACUCUGCUAAAUCAUAUGUUGAAUGCUAAAGUUAUAAGAUUUUAGCUUUAGAUUAAAAAGAUGAAGUUAUUCCAUUUCUAUCAUCACUCAAAGUUGAUGUUACUAAAGAAAUAUUUCUGAAAGAAUUUGGAGGUUCUUAUUAAAAUGAUGAAAAUGUAUUCUCUUAUAUUUAAUAUUAGUUUAAAUAAAGUGAUUAAAAAGAAAAAUUCAGCUAAAAAAUAUUAAAAUAUAUUCCUUUUAUUCCGAAAUCAGAUAGCACAGCAUUCUAUGAUAUUUGGUAUUCUUAAUUAUUAAAUAAAUAAGAAAUGUUAACAUUUUUUGAAGCUAAUAAAAGGUAAGUUAUAUAUCAAAUUUAAUAAAUAGAAUUCAAUAUAUAAUGAAAGAUUUAUAAACUGAAAGAAGCAAAAAAACUUUAGAUGAUUCAUAUUCCACUUAUUUAAAUGAAUCACAAGAAAUCGAAAAACAAUUUUCACAAAAUUAAAAUAUAGCUAUUGAUAUUGAUGAGGUAUGAAUAAUAAUAAAUACUAUGUUUAAGGUUUCAUAAUUAGCAGGUCCUUAUACAUUAUCUGAAAAAGAAAAAUUAAAUGAAAAUCUCCUUAAAUUUGUGAACAAAGUUUAUGAAUGUUUUGAAUCUUUUGAAACUGCUUCUAUGACAUUGAAUGAUGUUUUUACAGCUUUCAAAGAAUCAUAAUAAUAUGAAGUCUUUCUUGAUUAUUUACUUAGUAUAUUUUUCUGGGGAUCAUAUCUUCCUCUUAAAAAUAUUUCCAAAAAAAAAAUGAACACUGUAGUUUGUUAAAAAUUAGCAUUUGCAAGAUUUACAUCUAACAUUAAUAAAAUAGAAACUUUAAUUAAAAAUGAAAAAAAUAAUUUAGAUACUAAUAAUGGAAUUAGAGUAUUUAUUUAUUACUAUUCAAGUUAAUAUAAGAUUUGGAAUUAAUUAUUCAAAGACUUAAGUUGAUGAGGGAAAACUUUAAAAAAACUAUGAGAAAUUAACAUUAACACCCAUCAAAUUAAUCAAUUUAAAAUGAACCAAAAGAAAAUGAAGAAAAAAAAUCUAGUAUUGAUAAUUAUUUAUAAAGCUUCAAAAAUUAAUGAAUCAUUAAAAAUUUAUUUAGGAUCCUUUAUUCCUUUAGGUUGUGGACAUAAUGGAAAUUUGAAUUCAACUGAAGUAGAAGUUCUAGACUUUCAUAUGUCCUAAGCAGGAGUUGUAAAAUAUUGA
Messenger RNA from Paramecium sonneborni, 2495 nucleotides. The record is from the annotation of a GenBank genome assembly. NCBI's taxonomy places the organism in Eukaryota, Ciliophora, Oligohymenophorea, Peniculida, Parameciidae.